GUGAGCUCAUUGCGAGUUAUCGUGUGACGGAUUUCGAUUCCUGGAUUAUGCAUCCUGCUGUUUCCCCCGCCUGCUCUCAUCGCAUCCCUGAUCCCGUAUCUGCUCGACCUACCCUUCUCUUGACAGAAGUUGGAGCAGCGGAUCGACUUCAUUCCGAAACAGACAUGGGGCUUAACUCGGACGAGUCCUGGAUUAAGUGCCCAUUUUAUGUUCUCUUGCAAAGUGAGGAGGAUGAGUGGGGCUGGCACGGCAUGAGAUGGCAAAGGUUUAAAGACCAUUCGUCUGCUGCCGGAAGGGCCCCACUAUUCGGAACCUAUGAAAAGCAUGGGCUAGCAGUUUUAGCCAAUGGUGAAUUGGAUGGGCUACCAGUUUUCUUCAAUGGUGAAUUGGAAUUCGUUAUUCCCAAGGAGUAUCAACCAGUUGUUUCUUCUGGUGCCAAAGGUUUAGGUGCUUGGUAUGGUGAUCAAGUGCCGUUUGAUCCUAUCCAUCUGUACAGCCCUCGGUCCAGCAAAGAUGGGACUCGAAUUCUCUUCCAAGGCCGGCAGACAGCUCCAAUUGUUAUUGAUCUCAGCCAAGUCCUUUAG
This is a messenger RNA of Cantharellus anzutake, 584 nucleotides long. RefSeq lists its product as uncharacterized. The transcript has a single exon. The coding region runs from base 48 to 584 and encodes 178 amino acids. Lineage: Eukaryota; Fungi; Basidiomycota; Agaricomycetes; Cantharellales; Hydnaceae. The record is from RefSeq and is a predicted model, not a curated record.